CCAUCUUUUUCCUUUCCUGCGUGUCUCAGCUCUGACGACAUGGACGGUCCGGUGGAGGACAUCGGCAGCCGGUCCUGCGUCACUCGCUUCGUUAAGACGCUGCUGUCCAUCAUGGAGCACGGCGUCAAGCCCCACAGCAAACACCUGACCGAGUACUUCGCCUUCCUCUACGAGUUCGCCAAGAUGGGAGAGGAGGAGAGUCAGUUCUUAUUGUCACUACAAGCCAUCUCCAUCAUGGUGCAUUUCUACAUGGGAACCAAAGGCCCCGAAAAUCCUCAGGUGGAGGUGCUGUCGGAGGAGGAGGGCGAGGAGGAGGACGAGGAGGAGGACAUCCUGUCUCUGGCGGAGGAGAAGUAUCGUCCUGCAGCUCUGGAGAAGAUGAUCGCGCUCAUCGCCCUGCUGGUGGAGCAGUCUCGCUCUGAGAGACAUCUGACUCUGUCCCAGAGCGACAUGGCGGCGCUGACCGGAGGCAAAGGCUUCCCCUUCCUCUUCCAGCACAUCAGAGACGGCAUCAACAUCAGGCAGACCUGCAACCUCAUCUUCAGCCUCUGCCGCUACAACAACCGGCUGGCCGAGCAC
This is a messenger RNA of Plectropomus leopardus (leopard coralgrouper), 579 nucleotides long. Lineage: Eukaryota; Metazoa; Chordata; Actinopteri; Perciformes; Serranidae. The record is from RefSeq and is a predicted model, not a curated record.